AUGGCUGUUAUCCAACGGAUUAAGAAACCCACUACUCGAAGAGGUAAAAAAGUUUUACUUUCCAAGGAACCAAAACCAAUCGAAGGACCGAAGCAGUGUAUAUUUUUGCAAGGACGAAAUCCAUCAGAACGGACAAGAAAAUUAUUGAAAGAUAUCUACGAUUUGAAAAAACCAGAUGCGGCAUUCCUAAGCCGGAAAAAUGAUUUUGUACCUUUCGAAGACUCAAGCCUAAUAGAAAAAUUGAGUUACAAAAAAGAAGCAGCAUUGUUUGGUGUCGGAUCACAUAGUAAAAAACGCCCUCAUAAUAUAAUAUUGGGAAGAACCUUCAAUUAUGGUAUCUUAGAUAUGAUAGAACUUGGUGCUGAUAAAUAUAAAGCUAUGUCUGAGUUUCAUAAUAUGAAAGUACUUGCUGGUCUUAAGCCUUGCCUUAUUUUUAAUGGACCAGCAUGGGAUUUAAAUCAGGAUUUAAAAAGAUUGAAAUCUUUGUUUACUGAUUUUUUUCAUAGAGAAAAGGUUGAAAGCAUAAGACUUCAGGGUUUGGAGCAUGCAUUAAGUUUCACAGCAACUGAUGAUGGAUCUAUUUACUUUAGAUCAUAUAGAAUAUUAUUGAAGAAAAGUGGUCAGCGAACACCUAGAGUUGAAUUGGAAGAAAUCGGUCCUUCAAUAGACUUUAAAUUGAGGAGAACUAAAUUAGCUUCUGAUGAUUUGUACAAAGAAUCUUGUAAGAUACCAAAGGAGUUAAAACCUAUAACAAAGAAGAACAUAUCGAAGGAUGCAUUUGGUACCAAAAUGGGUCGUAUCCACAUUGGUAAACAAGAUAUCAACAGACUUCAAACGCGCAAGAUGAAGGGUCUUAAAAAAACGCCAGAAGAGAAGAAACAAAUGCUAAUGAAAAAGAAAAUGGCAAGACAGGCUGCAAAAAGAACACAAGCAAUGGCAGCAUAA
This is a messenger RNA of Parnassius mnemosyne (clouded apollo), 945 nucleotides long. Lineage: Eukaryota; Metazoa; Arthropoda; Insecta; Lepidoptera; Papilionidae. The record is from the annotation of a GenBank genome assembly.